Molecule: messenger RNA, 1301 nt
Organism: Parastagonospora nodorum SN15
Lineage: Eukaryota; Fungi; Ascomycota; Dothideomycetes; Pleosporales; Phaeosphaeriaceae
Exons: 5
Coding region: 1-1212 (403 amino acids)
Source: RefSeq, a predicted model, not a curated record
AUGGCCGACUUUGAGACUGUGAUUAACGACACCAUCGCAGCCCACGAAAUCCCGGGUUGUGCCCUGGUGGCUACCAAUCGUGAUGGCUCCUUCAAUUACGCUAAAUCUUUUGGCAAGACCUCGAUGAAAGAAGAAAAUGCCAAGCCCUUCGACUUCAACACCGUCAUGUGGGUAGCAUCCUGCACCAAACUCAUGACAUCUAUCUGCGCUAUGCAACUUGUGGAACGUGGCCUCGUCACUCUCGACGAGCCUAUCUACAAGCACAUUCCCGAGCUCGAAGCAUUGAAAGUCCUCAAAGGCUUCAACGAAACCACUGGCGAACCCAUUGAAGAAAAGCAGACAGCCACCAUGACACUGCGCCAUCUACUUACCCACGCAUCGGGUCUGAGCUACGAUGGCAUGCACCCGACACUACUCGCAUGGCUCGCAUACCACAAAAAACAACCCAACCAGAGCGGCAAACUCCUCGAACGCUUCAGCGCCCCGCUCGUCGCCCAGCCAGGAGAGAGCUGGGCGUACGGCCCGUCCAUCGACUACGCUGGCCUACUCGUCGAGCGCAUCUCCGGCAAGUCGCUGGAAGAAUACAUGAAAACCAAUCUUUGGGAACCGCUUGGUAUCAAGGACAUGACGUUCUACCUGGACUCUCGGCCAGACAUGAAGGCUCGUCUCGCAGACAUGAGCAUCCGCAAUGAGGAGGGGAAAGUCAGGUUUACCGAUGCGCACAUGCCGUAUCUUAAUAAUGAUGGCAAGGAGAAUGAGGAUUGCAUGGGAGGCCAGGGCGUCAAAACUUCUGCGGGCGAGUAUUUGAAGGUGCUUAAAGCAAUCUUGACUACGGACACGGAUGAGAAGAUCCUCAAGAAGCAGACGGUCGAGGAGUUCUUCAAGCCGCAGUUGGGCGAGGGCAGCCGCGGCAUGUUGAACUUUGUGCUGCAGGAUCGCAUGGCGAACAACGCAAUGGGCGGAACACACCAGGGAGCUAAGAGGGACUGGGGUCUGGGCGGUAUUCUCAUCAUGGACAAGCCAGAGGGUAGCGCGUUCGAGCCCGGCACGAUGCUUUGGGGUGGCUAUCCUAAUCUCAUCUGGUGGGCCGAUCGCAAGGCCGGUCUCACCGGCCUAUACGCCAGCCAAGUGCUCCCACCCGGCGACGCCAAAUCCGCGCAACUCACGCGCCAAUUUGAAGAAGGCAUGUACGCCGCUCUCCAGAAAGCCUAAACCACCUCCCCUCGCGUCGCAUGUCUGUAGUUUACAGCGUCCACCUAGCAAACCAAUCCAGAAUCAAACUCGUCGCUUCGGCGUCUUUG